Molecule: messenger RNA, 288 nt
Organism: Dentiscutata erythropus
Lineage: Eukaryota; Fungi; Glomeromycota; Glomeromycetes; Diversisporales; Gigasporaceae
Source: the annotation of a GenBank genome assembly
AUGCAGAGUAGUAAUUAUAAUAAUUGUGCUAGUUUGGGUUGUAGCCUUAUGACGGCUAUAAUUAUAGAAGCUACAAGAGAAGAAUUAUACCUUCCUUCACCCAAGGAUAUAAUUCGUCAAGAACCUUCAGACCGUGCUGGCUGUUUGAUUAAAGUGGAAGUAAAGCAUACAUCAUUGCCUGCAUCAACCUCUAUAGUAAUAGCUUUUGUUGCUUGGUUGGAAAUGUCUAGGCAAGUUUCUAAAUUAUUUGUAUGUCUAGCUUCAAUUUCAAGAGCCUAUAAAAUUUGA